Messenger RNA from Dissoconium aciculare CBS 342.82, 760 nucleotides. RefSeq lists its product as uncharacterized. The record is from RefSeq and is a predicted model, not a curated record. Lineage: Eukaryota; Fungi; Ascomycota; Dothideomycetes; Mycosphaerellales; Dissoconiaceae. The transcript is spliced from 2 exons. The coding region runs from base 108 to 383 and encodes 91 amino acids.
UGUGAUUGCAACUGCAGAUCGCCGUGGCUGAGUUCAAAUCUGUUCAAUCACAAGAAUUUGGACAUAACAAUAUAUUCUACCGAAAGAACCCUUCUACCAUCCAAACCAUGUCCUCCUCCUCCGAGCAGAACCCCACCCUCAUCGGCGGCCACGCCCAAUACGUCAAAGGCGCAGCAGAGGGCCUUGUCGGCAACGUCACCGGCUCCGAAGCCUGGAAGGCCUCCGGCGAACAGGACACCAAGGCCGGCGUCGACGCCAUGAAGCAGGCCAGCGCCAACCGUGACCCCCAGGCGUCAGGCUUUGGCAAGGCAGAGGAACUCGCGGGCAAGGCGGUCGGUUGCGAGGGCAUGGAGAAGGAAGGUGCGCAGAGCAAGGCGGAGUGAGUCCGAUGGAUUGAUGAGUGGGAGUGGACGGUGAUGGAAACAUUGAGAAUUCGGCCGGAGAGGUUUCCACCAGACCAUGACCUGUCUGCAGGUGGGCGUUUGGACAACACCCCAUGAGAGACGGCGGUGGAUAUUCGAAAGACUCUGAAUGUAAAAAUGAGAUAAUGUAUAUGACGGACGAGAGACUGCCUUUUCCAGAACUGUGAUGGAGUCGAGCAUGGUCUGCCGCGCUGUGAUAAAACAUGCGGGAUGUUGAAAUCUUCCGGAUCAGACAGCCAGCCUCCAGUGACUCUUACAGAUGCAAUAUCGCCCUUCCGCCCUCAACCACGCCGGCGUCUCAUGCGCAUCCUUCAACGGGAUAUCCUCCGUCUCGCUCC